CAUAUAUGUAGAUAUAUAGACUACUGGAGCAUUUUUAUGUUUCCUUCCUUACAAGAAACUCACUUUCCUUUCUCUCUCUAGCUAAGAAAAACCAUAUACAUAAUAUGUUGCUAAGAAAUUGAGUAUUUUGUUAAUGUUAGUGCUUAAUCUUUGAUACACAGGCAAUGGAAGGUGGAGUUUCAAACAAGAAAAAGAAAGCAAGAACUGAUCCUUUCACUAAGAUUGUUUUUUCUUGGUCCCUGGACGACAUUCUCAAUGACAAUCUUUAUCAGAACCAGGAAAAAAAAAAUUGACAUCUAGUUUUGGUGUUUAACACAGAGUAAAAAGGAGUUUAGAUGAUUAUAAUUUGGUUAAUUCAAGUGGAAAGAAUUCCUGAAUCCUUUAAAUCAGUUGAGCACUAUUUAGGCUCAUAUGUCUGCCCUUUGUUGGAAGAAACUCGAGCAGAAUUGCAUUCGAGUUUGAAUAUCAUACAUAGAGCACCUUUUGCUGAAGUAAUUGGUUUUGAAGAGUCAAAGCCAUAUGGAACAAAAGCAUAUGAAGUAAAGGUUGAUUGCUGGAAGAACAGAGUGUUCAACAGUGGCAAAGAGCCUUACAAAGUUUUACCUGGAGAUUUUCUCAUUUUGACAGAUGGUAAACCAGAAACUGUUUCUGAAUUACAAAGUGCAGGGAGGUCUUGGGAAUUUCUAUCGGUCGAUAGCAUCACAGAGGAUGACAAAAAGGAUGGUUUUAGUUCUAACAUUUUCAAAGUCAAGGCAUCGAAAGAGCUUGAAAUUUAUCACAAGAUGCGGCCAUCUCUAUUUGUCAUUUUCUUGGGAAACUUAAUAUCAAACAGAAGAAUAUGGAAAGGAUUGCAUAUGUCUAGAAAUCUGAAAGUUGUUAAGGAAGUUCUUUGCAUUGAUCCAAAGGUUAAAAAGAAAUUGGAUUACAGGUUUGGAAAGAGUCAUGGCUUGUUGGAUGAGAUGUUGGUUAGGAAGAUAAACUCUGAAUUGAAUGAGUCACAAGCUGAAGCUGUUCUUUCGUGUCUCGGUAAGAUACACUCUAAGCAGGAGUCUAAGUCUGAGUCUGCUUUGGAACUUAUAUGGGGUCCUCCAGGGACGGGGAAAACAAAAACCAUUAGUACUCUUCUUUGUACACUCUUGGGAAUGAACUGUAGAACUAUCAUUUGUGCUCCAACAAAUGUUGCAAUAACUGAAGUGGCUUCCCGUGUUGUGAAGAUGGUAUGUGAUGCAGAUCCUAAUGCUUUGUUUUGUUCACUGGGAGAUAUUCUUCUGUUUGGAAAUAAGGAGAGGCUCAAAGUUGGUUCUGAUUCUAAAGAUAUAUAUUUGGAUUAUCGUGUUCAAAAGAUCUCAGAAUGCUUAGGAUCACACUCUACUGGUUGGAAGCAUUGCUUUGGUUCGAUGAUAAAUUUGUUCGAAGAUUGUGUUUCUCAAUACCACAUUUUCUUGGAAAAUGAGAUGAUUAAAGAGAAAGCACAGAGCACUGAGUGUGAAAUCAAAGCGAAGGGAAAAAAAAGUAAAAGUAAAACAAAAACUGGAAACAGGGAAGUCAAAUCAUUUCUUGAAUUUGUAAAAGAGAGAUUUGUUUCUACAGCAUUACAUCUUAGGCGCUGCAUUUCCACAUUCUGUACUCAUAUGGCCAAAAAUUACAUUUCAGAACAAUGUUUCCAAAACAUGGUAUCUCUUAUUGGCUUACUUGACUCUUUUCAAACAAUGCUGUCUAAGAACAAUAUGGAUUCUAAAGCACUGGAAGAGUGUUUUUCUCUUCCAGAUCAUGUAGUUGAAAAUUUCCCCAAGUCAUUUGAAGAAGAUCAAUCUCUUCUCUGCAUCAGAAGAAGUGAAUGCCUUUCAGUUUUAAGAACUCUUCAGUGUUCCCUUAGUGGACUUACCCUCCCAAAUUUCAGGAGCCAAGAAGCAAUGAAAGAAUUCUGUUUCAAAAGAGCUUCAUUAAUAUUUUGCACAGCCUCUAGUUCUUACAAGCUGCAUAGAGUAGCAAUGGAACCUCUGACAGUUUUGGUUAUUGAUGAAGCAGCACAGUUGAAAGAGUGUGAGUCAAUCAUACCGUUACAACUUCGUGGUGUAAAGCAUGCUAUUCUUGUUGGUGAUGAAUAUCAGUUACCAGCAACAAUUAACAGCAAAAUUUCUGAUGAAGCUGGUUUUGGACGAAGUUUGUUUGAGAGGUUGAGCUCACAGGGUCAUGCAAAGCGUCUGCUGAAUAUUCAAUAUAGAAUGCAUCCAUCGAUAAGUUUGUUCCCAAAUUUAAAAUUCUAUCAAAACCAAAUCAUAGAUGCACCUAUUGUUAGAGGGAAAAGCCAUGAAAGGCACCGUCUGUUGGGGUCAAUGUAUAGUACUUAUUCUUUUAUAAAUGUAUCUCAUGGAAGAGAGGAGAAGGAUGAUGAUGGACAUAGUCGAAAAAAUAUGGUUGAAGUAGCCAUUGUUCUGAAAAUACUGCAGAAUCUCCAUAAAGCGUGGAAGCAUUUGAAACAUAAACUCAGUAUUGGUGUAGUCUCACCAUAUGCUGCUCAAAUUGCAAUUCUGGAUAAUAAACUUGGGAAGAAGUAUGCUAGCAUGGAUGGGUUUCAAGUGAAGGUGAAGACAGUUGAUGGAUUCCAGGGAGGAGAGGAGGACAUAAUAAUAAUAUCCACUGUUCGAUCAACUACAAACCAAUCACUAGAUUUCAUUUCCAAACCUCAGAGAAUGAAUGUUGCUUUAACAAGGGCUAGGCAUUGUCUAUGGAUUUUGGGUAAUGAAAGAGCCUUAGUUGAUAGUCAAUCCGUUUGGAUGGAUUUAGUUUUCGAUGCCAAGAAUCGAAAAUGUUUCUUUAAUGCUGAUGAUGACAAAGAUUUGGCCAAAGCUAUAUUAGAGGUUAAGAAAGAGAGUGAUCAGUUUGAUGAUUUGCUUAAUGGUGAUAUAUUCAAGAGUCCUAAAUGGAAGGUUCUUUUCAGUGAUAAUUUUCUCAAGUCAUUCAAGAAACUGACAACAUUGCAGAUAAAGAAAUCAGUUAUAAACUUCCUACUCAAGCUUUCUACUGGUUGGAGACCAAAGAAGCGAAAUGUAAAGUCAGUUUGUUUAAGCUCUAUGCAUAUUGUGAAUCAAUUUCAGGUUGAAGGUCUCUAUGUUGUUAGUACAACCGACAAUGUUAACGAUUCGAGUUGCAAACAAGUUUUGAGGAUCUGGGACUUAUUGGCUCCGGAGGAUAUUUCAAUGCUAAUAAAACAGCUUGAAAGUGUUUUUUGUAAAUAUUCAGAUGAUUUUAUCAAUUUCUGCAAUGAAAAAUCUCUUCAAUGCAAUUUGGAAGCACCAAAAAGUUGGUCACCACCCUCUUUGGAUAUUGCCCUGUUUAAAGAUCUUAGCAUCAAUGCAACUGAGAGUCAUCUAGUUGGUGCUGUUUCUGAUAGUAGAAGUUACGUUGAGAAUUCAGUGGUAAGUGAGAGUCUGUUGCUCAUGAAAUUCUACUCCUUAUCAUCAGGUGUAGUUGACCACCUACUCUCUGACCGUGAUGGAAGCGAAUUAGAUCUCCCUUCUGAACUGACAGAUCAAGAAACAAAAAUCAUCCUUUAUAAUAGAAGUAGCUUUAUACUUGGUCGGUCAGGUACAGGGAAAACCACUGUAUUAACCAUGAAGUUAUUUCAAAAAGAAAAAUUGCAUCAUAUGGCUCUGGAAGAAUCCUACAGUGUCAAUAGCAAGGUCAAGGAAAACUCAGUGGAGAUUAAGAGAACUGUUUUGCACCAGCUCUUUGUGACAAUGAGUCCUGAAUUAUGUUUUGCUGUGAAGCAACAUGUUUCUCACUUGAAAAGUGUUUCAUGUGGUGGAAGCUCUUCAGAUGAAAGCAGUUCAACUUUUAUGGACUGUGUUGACGAUGAAGAAAUACAAUUCAAGAACAUACCAGACUCUUUUGUCAACAUUCCAUCCAAAUCUUACCCUCUUGUUAUAACAUUCCAUAAGUUUUUGAUGAUGCUUGAUGGAACAUUGAGUAACUCAUACUUUGCAAGAUUCCUCAGCGUACCAGAACUUUCUAAUUGUCAGAAACGAAGUUCAAGAUCAGUUAUGCUGCAGACCAUUCUACGGACAAAGGAAGUCAACUAUGAGAGGUUCAGUACAUCAUAUUGGCCCCAUUUUGAUUCCCAGUUAACGAAGAAUCUUGAUCCUUCCAGAGUCUUUGCUGAGAUCAUUUCAUAUAUCAAAGGCAGCUUGCAAGCUAUGGAAGCAGUUGAUGGCAAGCUCAAUCGUGAGGACUAUGUUCUACAGUCAGAGGGACGUGCCUCAAGUUUAAGUAAGCAAAAGAGAGGUAUAAUAUAUGAUAUAUUUCAGAGUUAUGAGAAAAUGAAGAUGGAAAAUGGUGAAUAUGAUGUUGCAGAUUUUGUAAUUGAUCUCCAUUCUCGACUCAGACAUGAAAGAUAUGAGGGUGAUGAAAUGGAUUUUGUAUAUAUUGAUGAGGUCCAAGAUCUAACAAUAAGUCAACUUGCUUUGUUCAAGCAUGUCUGCAGUAAUGUUGAAGAGGGUUUUAUUUUUUCUGGUGAUACGGCACAAACAAUUACAAGGGGUUUUGAUUUCAGAUUCCAAGAUGUAAGGAACAUUUUUUAUAACAAGGUUCUUUCGGAAUCAAGAAAUAAUGCACUUAAUGAAAGAAAUGAGAAUGGACAAAUCUCAGAGAUUUUAGAGUUAACUCAGAAUUUCUGUACCCAUGAAGGCAUACUGAAGUUAUCACAGAGCAUUAUUGAACUUAUUUAUCGUUUCUUUCCUCGUUGUAUUGAUAUUUUAGAACUUGAAACUAGUCUCAUCUAUGGGGAAGCUCCGGUUUUACUUGAAUGUGGGAAAAAUGAAAAUGCAAUCACAAAAAUCUUCAGCAAUGCUAAAAAUGCGAGUGGAAAAAUGGUUGCUUUUGGUGCUGAGCAGGUGAUACUGGUAAGAGAUGACAACGCGCGUGAGGAAAUUUUCAGUUAUGUUGGGAAGCAAGCUCUUGUUCUAACCAUACUUGAGUGCAAAGGCCUUGAGUUUCAGGAUGUAGUGUUAUACAACUUCUUUGGCUCGUCGCCUCUUAAAGAUAAGUGGAGGGUGAUAUAUGAAUAUAUGAAUGAACAAGAUUUGCUUGAUUCCAUGUCACCUAGUUUUCCACAUUUCAGUGAGCCUAAACACAAUAUCUUGUGCUCCGAACUGAAGCAAUUAUAUGUCGCUGUUAAAUGUACAAGGCAGAGGUUGUGGAUUUGUGAGAAUACAGAACUCUCCAAACCAAUGUUUGACUACUGGAAGAAGAAAUGUCUUGUAGAAGUUAGGCAACUGGAUGAUUCUCUUGCGCAGACAAUGCAAGUAGCUAGUAGUCUGGAGGAGUGGAGAUUGCAGGGCAUCAAGCUAUAUUCUAAGCACAACUAUGACAUGGCCACAAUGUGCUUCAAACGAGCUGGUGACACUUACUGGGAAAGAAGAUCUAAAGCUGCAGGCCUUGAAGCUAUGGCUAACCAUAUGUGCAUCUCAAAUCCUGAAGUAGCUAAUUCCUUCCUCAGGGAAGCUGCUGAAAUAUAUGAUACUAUAGGCAAGGCAGAUUCUGCUGCCAGAUGUUUUGCUCAGGCAAAAGAAUAUGAAAGAGCAGGUAGGAUAUUAUUGGAGAAAUGUGGCGAGUCAGAGCUGGAAAGAGCUGGGGAAUGCUUUUAUCUUUCAGAAUGCUAUGAGCUUGCUGCAGAAGUGUAUGCUAGGGGCAAUUUUUUCUCAGAGUGUUUGACUGUUUGCAUUAAAGGAAAACUAUUUGAUCUGGGCUUGGAUUUCAUUCAAUGCUGGAAGCAAAGUGCAACAAACAACUGUAGUACAUCAAAGAGAGGACAAGAAAUUGAUGAAAAUGAACAAAAGUAUUUGGAGAGCUGUGCUUCACAUUAUUAUGAGGUUAAAGAUAUCGGGGCGAUGAUGAUAUCUGUUAAAGCUUUUCGUUCAAUGGAUUUAAUUCGUGACUUUUUGAGGUCAAAAGGUUGCUUUGAUGAACUUGUGUUGUUGGAAGAAGAAUCAGGAAAUUUUAUGGAAGCUGCAGAUACUGCAAAACUGAAAGGAGAUAUAUUACUUGAGGUAGAACUGCUUGGAAAGGCAGGGUAUUUCAAAGAAGCAGCAACACUUGUUCUUUUGUAUGUGCUUGCCAAAUCCCUUUGGUCCCCUGGUAGCAAAGGCUGGCCCUUAAAGCCGUUUAAACAUAAAAAGGUGGUCUUAGAAAAAGCGCAGUCAUUUGCAAAGAAAGAUGGUGACAACUUUUAUGAGUUGGUUUGCAUAGAGGCUGAUAUUAUAUCAAAUGGGCAGAUAAACUUGCUAACAAUAAACAAUCAAAUGAAGGCUUGUCAGAUGCUUAAGAGCAUCAAAGGGGAAAUACUAUCUGCUCGAAGAAUUUUGGAUGGUCAUCUUUCUAGGAGUAUCCCAAAGUAUAUCCUUGAAGAAGAAUUGGUGCUUGAUCUUGCUGAGCAUUCAGAAAAUGUGAUUUCUAAGGACCAAGUCUCUCUUGAAUCAAUGGUUUACUACUGGAACUUUUGGAAGGAUAAGAUUGUCAAAAUAUUUGAAUAUCUUGUGUCGCAAGAUGUUAAUGAACAUCAAAGUUAUGGAGAAUUUUGCAUGAACUUCUUAGGCGUUCGGAGGCAGAUUAAUGAUCUGACCCGCUAUGUUCUGCUCCAUUCCGAUGCUGAUUGGGUGAGAGAUGUUGACAAAAGACAGCUUAAGAAUAAUGGGGAGUUGGUUUUCAUUGAUGUUCAUCAGUUUUCUUCUGCAGCUCAGAGCUAUUGGAGUUCAGAGUUACUUUCUGUUGGAAUUAAAGUUUUGGAAAAGCUUAAAGCAAUUCAUGACUUCCCAAUUAAGAAUUCUGAUUUACUAUUCUGUAAAAGCAGGACUCUAACCCAUAUCUAUGGGGUUGCAAAAUUUCUUCUGGAGUCCAAAUUUCUUGAAAGAAGAGAUCAAGAUGCUGAUAACCUUCAGAAAUUCAUUAAGCUGUCAACUCAACAAUUUUUUGGUUACAUAUUUCCUCUAGAUUGGAAGAAGUCGUUAAGAGAGAACAUGAUUUUGCUUAGAGGAACAGAUAUUUCCAAGAAUUUGCUAGAACAGGUUGUAGUUGAUUAUAUAAACUCAACCAACAAAUUGUCUUAUGCUCAAAUUGGCAGCAUGGCAAUGAUUUCUUUUGGUUCCAGCAAGCUUGGUAAUGAGUUAUGUAGGAAAAUAUUAAAAAGGUUGGAGUGUGAUUCCCCAUGGACGACCUUUUUUGAAUAUGUAUGUCUGAACAUCAGUGAAGAACAAAAACAACUACCUCUCAUUUGCAGUUUCAGCGAAGCUUUGUUGCAUACAUAUGAAGCAGAUUGGAGUAAAGAAUAUGAUUACAUAUCACCUGGCUGUUUCUUGUACCUUGUUGAACACCUUCUGGUUUUGGCAUCUUGCUUCCGAGGUACCUUUAUAACCACAAAAUCAUCAUUUGUUGAAUGGCUUAUUCAACAAGGUGAAGAUUCCAAAUCCUCUAUCUGUAUAGGCCAUCUAGGUGCUACUGUACCUUUGGGAAAACUCCUUCAAUCUGUGAUCCAUGUAGUUCAGCAAUGCCUAUGCAGUAAACGAUAUAUGAUGGGAUGGAUCAGAAAAUCUAGUGGUUUCAAGGACAACUACUCACUCAUUGUGUCUAGAUUGGUUGCAAUCGUUUGUUUGAUUUAUGUGAAUUUUGGUAUGUGUCAAGAUUUACUUUUUGAUUUGCUCAAGAGAAGCUACAUUGUUGAUCAACUUCCAUUAGAAUUUCGUGAUGGUGUUCUUACUAUAAGGAAACAGAACACUGUGUAUGGACAUAUAAAUGUGCUUGCUGAGGCUUUUAAGAAGAUUGGCAAUAAUUUAGUAGUUGUUAAUUUAAAUGAAAAUUUCCCCAAGCUUUCAUAUUCUGAUGCUGCCAUAUGUGUGAAUAUGAAGAUCUUUGAAUGCAAGAACAACAUAUUGAGGAAAAUUUUUCCAAGGAUUCUUGAAACUUCAGAGGGUGAAAGUGGACCUUCGAUGACAAUGGAAGCAAAUAACACAGAGAGAGUGCUUUCCAAAACCAGUUCUGAUAUGAAGAAGAAAUCUGAGCUUACACAAUCAAACAUUGAAUUGGGAGGCCAUCAGACAAACACUCAAUACAAGAACCAGGUUAACCUUCUAAAUGAUUGUUCCUGUGUUUGGGAAACUUUUGAUAGAAUCAAACUAAUGGACAAUGGAGGAGACCAGAGGAGUUUCUUGUCAAAUGUUCAAACAAUCAAGGCAGAUAUAGAGAAAUACAUUCGGCUAUUAAUUGAUGGAUUGACUGGAAGCUUUUGGAAGACUAAUGAUUCAGAAGAUAAAAUCUUGUUCCAGGAAGUGGUCACUAUGACAUAUGAAUUGAAGCAACUUUCUGAUGCAUUGGAUUUGAGCAUGGGGGGACAAAGAGAACAAAUUUCUAGAGUUAAAGAACUUUCCAAUAGGCUGCAAUUAAGAAGGCCAACAAUGGAGCCUAUCUUGAAUCAGCUUUUCAUCCUUCGCAACAAAAAACUCACUGAAAAGGCAUCACAAACAGGUCCCCUUGUUCCAAUACGUUCCAAAAAUAUUGGCUGGGUUGAAAGUAAUGAAGAUUCUUGUGAGGUUGACUUAGAGGCUGCUCAAGCUAAUGCUGCUUCUGGAACCCCAAGUAGCAGCUCCAACCCUGAUAACAUGGCUAACGAAAAUAACAAGUCCAAGAAGAGCAGAAGGGGUCGAAAGAAAGAUAUAGCCUCUUGUGUAUAGAUAGAUAUCAGUAGGUUGAAGAUGCAUUGCAUGCUAUAGAAGAAUUAGUAUAUAUGCAAAUAGGUGAUGCUGGAAACUUGAAAUUUAUAGUGUUUUGAGAAACAAAUUAUCUGGUGGUCAUUUUAUUACAACCAGUUCUGGUAUGCAUCUUCACAACCAGUUUCAAGCCU
Messenger RNA from Ziziphus jujuba (common jujube), 8890 nucleotides. RefSeq lists its product as uncharacterized. The transcript is spliced from 15 exons. The record is from RefSeq and is a predicted model, not a curated record. Gene Ontology annotation, molecular function: helicase activity; ATP binding. Lineage: Eukaryota; Viridiplantae; Streptophyta; Magnoliopsida; Rosales; Rhamnaceae. The coding region runs from base 336 to 8720 and encodes 2794 amino acids.